Truncatella angustata is the source of this 819-nucleotide messenger RNA. Its product is annotated as 3-oxoacyl-reductase. Gene Ontology annotation, molecular function: oxidoreductase activity. The transcript has a single exon. Bases 1 to 819 code for a protein of 272 amino acids. NCBI's taxonomy places the organism in Eukaryota, Fungi, Ascomycota, Sordariomycetes, Amphisphaeriales, Sporocadaceae. The record is from RefSeq and is a predicted model, not a curated record.
AUGUCCAAAAACUACCUGAUCACAGGCGCCGGUCGCGGUAUCGGCAGAGGACUGUCACGGCUGCUGCUGCAAAGGGGCCACCGCGUCUUUAUACUUGACAAUAACGACGUGGAGCUUGAACACAUGAAGACGCAGCUUCCGAAAUGGCUAUCGUCAUCGGACGCACAGUCUCGCUUCAGGAUCUUCGGGGCCGACAUGUCCAGGAAGGAGGACAUCGAGAAGGCAGUCCAUUCGGCGUCGGACUUUUUCAGCGGGAAACUGGACGUGCUGGUCAAUAAUGCUGCAAUCACGGCGGGGGCCCACGGGCCGAGAAUCGAGACGGACGAUUUCUUGUCGGUCUGGGAGAGCAGUAUCCAGGUCAAUCUCACGGGGAGCGCGCUAAUCUCGAGGGCGUGCCUCCCGAUGUUGAGGAGGCAGCCGCCGGACAGCCCGCUUGGCGGAAGCAUAAUCAUGAUCUCGUCGACGCGCGCGUAUCAGUCUGAGCCGAACAGCGAGGCGUACGCGGCUACCAAGGCGGGACUGCUUGGGCUGAGCCAGGCGCUGUCUUGCUCGCUGGCGGACGAUGGUAUCAAGGUGAAUGCGAUACUGCCAGGAUGGAUCAAUGUGGAGCACGAGAGCAAGGAAGGAGACGACAACGGUCUGAAGUGGGAGAAUGGCCUGAGCGAGGACGAUCACAGGUGGCAUUUUACCGGGCGAGUUGGCAAGGUUGAGGAUAUCCUGAAGGCAGUGGAGUACCUUUCUGACAGCGACAGCUUUAUCACUGGCGAAGAGCUCAAGGUUGACGGAGGUGUCACGAGAAGGAUGACUUAUCCGGAGUAG